UUUCCAUCAAAGCAAGGUGAAGGACGCCACGGUGUAUAACCAAAUUGUUGUAUAACGUACAGAAAACUGUUCGACUAUCAUGGCUAAGAGCAAGAAUCAUACCAAUCAUAAUCAAGGAUUUAAAAAUCAUAGGAACGGUAUCAAACGCCCGAAAACCAACCGUUAUCCAUCUUUGAAAGGGGUCGACCCUAAAUUCCUACGAAACUUACGAUUUGCCAAGAAACACAACAAACGGCAUCCUAAGCAGGAAUAAACAAUGUUCUCGAAAUGAUAUCAAUAAAUUAGUGUAGAAGAUUUA
This is a messenger RNA of Trichoplax adhaerens, 298 nucleotides long. RefSeq lists its product as hypothetical. The coding region runs from base 80 to 253 and encodes 57 amino acids. Gene Ontology annotation, molecular function: structural constituent of ribosome. NCBI's taxonomy places the organism in Eukaryota, Metazoa, Placozoa, Uniplacotomia, Trichoplacea, Trichoplacidae. Gene Ontology annotation, biological process: cytoplasmic translation. The record is from RefSeq and is a predicted model, not a curated record. The transcript has 4 exons. Gene Ontology annotation, cellular component: ribosome; cytosolic large ribosomal subunit.